Clonostachys rhizophaga is the source of this 894-nucleotide messenger RNA. The record is from the annotation of a GenBank genome assembly. Lineage: Eukaryota; Fungi; Ascomycota; Sordariomycetes; Hypocreales; Bionectriaceae.
AUGCCAGCCAAACCAGAAACGCCUAUUAUUAGGCAGCUUAGCCUCCCAGACAACAGACUGCUAGCAUACCUGCUAGAUGACUCCCCCGAAGGCGGCCCCGUAGUCCUCCUCUCCAACCCCCUGUGCACCAACAUCGCCGUAUGGGACCACAUCGUCCCCGUCCUCAACCACGCCGGGUUCCGCACCCUCCGCUACGACCAGCCGGGCCACGGCGACUCCUCCGCGCCCGCCGACCUCACAACCACGACCUUCGACUCCAUGGUCGAGGACGUCGCCUACAUGCUCGACGCCCUGGGGAUCCCAAAACUGUGGGCCUGGGUCGGCGUGUCCAUGGGCGCGGCCGCGGGCGUCUUCUUCGCCACGUCGCACCCGGGCGUCAUUCAAAAACUUGUCGUCUGCGACACCAUCACCUGCUCCCCCCUCAACGCCGGCGUGGAGGACCCGUUCGGCCCCCGCGUCGCCUCAGCGCGGGGGGAGGGCGGCAUGGAGGGGAACACGGAGGCGACGCUGCGGCGGUGGUUCGGGGACGGGUGGCUCGAGAGCCACCCGAAGGAGGCGGAGCGGAUGCGGCGGAUCGUGAUGCGGACGAGCGUGGACGGGAUGGAGACGUGCUGCAACGCGCUCGCGAGCAGGUCGUUUGACCUGCGGCCGCUGCUGCGCAGGGUCGGCGGGGCGGUGGAGGAGGCCGUGUGCGUCGUCGGCGAGAAGGAUGCGAAUCUCCCGCGGACCAUGGAGGAUAUGAGGGCGCAGAUCGAGGAGGGGUUCAGGGGGGCGGGGAGGACGGGGAAGGUUGAGCUGGUUGUUAUUCCGGAUGCUGGGCAUGUGUGCUUUGUGGAUGGGCUGGAGGAGUUCGUUCAGUUGAUUCCGAGGUUCAUACAGCCUGGAAAGAAGUGA